AUAAAAGGGAAGUGUGGAAAAAACAACUACAAGUGUGGUGUGUGUGUGUGUGUUUUGUAAGUUUGCAAAGCAAUGUCACAAGAUUCUGAGGAGAUAAAGACCAUUGGAGAACACUGGAAAUGGUCUGAAAUGCAAGGCCUAGAACUUGUUGUCUCUGAACACAAUAAUAACAACUCUAUUAAAGCCAACCAUCAAAUUCAAGAAACCACAACACAACAACAACAACAACAACAACAAGAAAGAGAAAAACAAGAAAUGGAGGUUUCUGAAGGGAAAAAAGAAGGGAAUGAAAAGCCAAGUACUCAACCACAAGCAGUUGGUUUUGGGGAGUUAUUCAGAUUUGCUGAUGGUUUAGACUAUGUACUAAUGUCAAUUGGUUCACUUGGUGCUUUUGUACAUGGCUGUUCUUUACCUUUGUUCCUUAGAUUCUUUGCUGAUCUUGUUAAUUCAUUUGGCUCUUAUGCUAAUGAUGUUGAUAAGAUGACUCAAGAAGUUUUAAAGUAUGCAUUUUACUUUUUAGUUGUGGGUGCUGCUAUAUGGGCAUCUUCUUGGGCAGAGAUAUCAUGUUGGAUGUGGACUGGAGAGAGACAAACAACAAAGAUGAGGAUUAAAUAUUUGGAAGCUGCUUUGAACCAAGAUAUUCAAUACUUUGAUACUGAAGUUAGAACUUCUGAUGUUGUCUUUGCAAUUAACACUGAUGCUGUUAUGGUCCAAGAUGCCAUUAGUGAGAAGUUGGGUAAUUUCAUUCAUUAUAUGGCUACAUUUGUAUCUGGAUUUGUGGUAGGAUUUACAGCAGUGUGGCAACUAGCUCUUGUUACUCUUGCUGUAGUUCCUCUAAUUGCUGUAAUUGGUGCUAUUCACACUAUUACAUUAGCUAAGCUCUCUGGAAAGAGUCAAGAAGCACUUUCAAAGGCAGGGAACAUUGUUGAACAGACAGUAGUUCAAAUUAGGACAGUACUGGCAUUUGUUGGUGAGUCAAAAGCAAUGCAAGCAUACUCAGCAGCACUUAAAGUGUCUCAAAAGAUUGGUUAUAAGAGUGGAUUCUCAAAAGGAUUAGGACUUGGGGCUACAUAUUUCACUGUUUUCUGUUGCUAUGCUCUUCUUCUAUGGUACGGCGGCUAUUUGGUUAGGCAUCAUUAUACCAAUGGUGGACUUGCCAUUGCAACAAUGUUUGCUGUUAUGAUAGGUGGACUGGCUUUGGGACAAUCUGCUCCUAGUAUGACUGCAUUUGCAAAGGCCAGAGUUGCAGCAUCCAAGAUUUUCCGAAUUAUCGAUCAUAAACCGAGCGUCGACAGAAACACCAAAACGGGCUUGGAAUUGGACUCCGUUAGUGGGCAACUAGAGCUUAAAGAUGUUGAUUUCUCCUACCCUUCAAGGCCAGAAAUCAAGAUUCUCGACAAUUUCAACCUCAUUGUUCCGGCCGGAAAGACCAUUGCUUUAGUUGGAAGCAGUGGUUCUGGAAAAAGCACUGUGGUCUCCCUUAUUGAAAGAUUUUAUGAUCCCACCUCAGGACAACUUCUGCUUGAUGGGAAUGACAUAAAGACACUGAAGUUGAAAUGGCUGAGACAGCAAAUUGGGCUUGUGAGCCAAGAACCAGCACUCUUUGCCACCAGCAUCAAAGAAAACAUAUUAUUAGGACGGCCGGAUGCAACUCAAAUUGAAAUCGAAGAAGCUGCUAGAGUUGCCAAUGCACAUUCUUUCAUAAUCAAGCUUCCUGAUGGUUUUGAUACUCAGGUAGGGGAGAGAGGAGUACAAUUAUCAGGUGGACAGAAGCAGAGGAUUGCAAUAGCAAGGGCCAUGCUUAAGAAUCCAGCAAUCCUUCUCUUAGAUGAGGCGACUAGUGCUUUAGAUUCUGAAUCAGAAAAACUAGUGCAAGAGGCUCUAGACAGGUUCAUGAUUGGACGAACGACUCUCGUAAUUGCUCAUCGCCUGUCUACCAUCCGAAAGGCUGAUCUAGUGGCCGUACUACAACAAGGCAGUGUUUCUGAAAUUGGAUCGCAUGAUGAGCUUAUGAGUAAAGGAGAGAAUGGUAUGUACGCUAAGCUCAUCAAAAUGCAAGAAACAGCUCAUGAAACAGCUCUUAAUAAUGCCAGAAAGAGCAGUGCGAGGCCCUCGAGCGCAAGGAACUCCGUAAGCUCACCAAUCAUCACUAGAAACUCUUCCUACGGUCGAUCACCAUACUCCCGCCGGUUGUCUGACUUUUCUACAUCGGACUUCAGCCUCUCCCUCGAUGCUGCAUAUUCUAGUUACCGACAUGAAAAGCUUGCAUUCAAGGACCAAGCUAGUUCGUUCGGCCGGCUUGCAAAGAUGAACUCUCCUGAGUGGACUUACGCUUUAGUUGGUUCCAUCGGUUCUGUCAUUUGUGGUUCACUUAGUGCUUUCUUUGCAUAUGUCCUGAGUGCUGUUCUUAGCGUGUAUUACAAUCCUGACCAUGCUUACAUGAGCAAACAAAUUGCAAAAUACUGUUACCUUUUGAUUGGAGUUUCAUCGGCUGCGCUCAUUUUCAAUACUCUACAGCAUUUCUUCUGGGAUGUAGUGGGGGAGAAUUUGACAAAACGGGUGCGAGAGAAAAUGCUGGACGCCGUGCUUAAAAUGGAAAUGGCAUGGUUUGAUCAGGAAGAGAAUGACAGUUCAAGAAUUGCAGCAAGGCUAGCUCUCGACGCCAACAAUGUUAGGUCAGCCAUUGGAGAUAGAAUCUCCGUCAUUAUGCAGAACUCGGCUCUCAUGCUAGUUGCAUGCACUGCAGGAUUUGUACUGCAGUGGCGUCUCGCCCUUGUCCUCAUUGCUGUCUUCCCUGUGGUUGUUGCGGCAACUGUUUUACAGAAAAUGUUCAUGACGGGAUUCUCGGGAGACCUAGAAGCUGCUCAUGCCAAAGCAACACAACUUGCAGGGGAAGCUGUAGCUAACGUAAGAACAGUCGCUGCCUUCAAUUCUGAAACAAAAAUCGUCAACCUUUUCAACUCCAGCCUCCAAACUCCACUUAGGCGCUGCUUCUGGAAAGGACAGAUUGCAGGAAGCGGUUAUGGGAUAGCUCAAUUCUUGCUUUAUGCUUCCUAUGCCCUUGGCCUUUGGUAUGCCUCGUGGCUUGUCAAGCACGGGAUAUCUGACUUCUCGAAGACUAUCCGUGUUUUCAUGGUCCUCAUGGUUUCUGCUAACGGUGCAGCUGAAACGUUAACCUUAGCCCCCGACUUCAUCAAAGGUGGCCGAGCAAUGCGCUCAGUGUUCGACCUCCUUGACCGUAAAACAGAAGUUGAGCCUGAUGAUCCAGAUGCCACCGCUGCCCCUGAUCGUCUUCGCGGUGAAGUGGAAUUUAAGCAUGUAGACUUUUCAUAUCCCACUAGGCCCGAUGUGUCAAUAUUCCGUGAUUUAAAUCUCCGUGCUCGAGCUGGAAAGACUCUUGCUCUCGUUGGACCAAGUGGGUGUGGAAAGAGCUCGGUCAUUGCACUAAUCGAGCGGUUUUAUGAGCCAUCAUCCGGACGUGUCAUGAUUGAUGGCAAAGAUAUUCGAAAGUACAACCUUAAGUCUUUGAGAAAACACAUUGCCGUGGUGCCACAAGAACCUUGCCUCUUUGCUACCACCAUCUACGAGAACAUUGCUUAUGGACAUGAAUCAGCAACUGAAGCUGAGAUAAUCGAAGCAGCAACCUUGGCAAACGCCCACAAGUUUGUAUCUGCAUUGCCUGAUGGCUACAAAACAUUUGUCGGAGAAAGGGGAGUUCAGUUGUCCGGUGGACAAAAGCAAAGAAUUGCCAUCGCUCGUGCUUUCCUAAGGAAAGCAGAGCUAAUGUUGCUAGACGAAGCAACAAGUGCUCUCGAUGCAGAGUCUGAAAAAUGUGUACAAGAAGCACUGGAUCGCGCCUGUGCAGGAAAGACGACCAUUGUGGUUGCACAUAGGCUAUCCACAAUCAGAAAUGCACAUGUAAUCGCGGUGAUAGAUGACGGGAAAGUAGCAGAACAAGGUUCUCAUUCUCAUCUGUUGAAAAACUACGCGGACGGAAUUUAUGCACGUAUGAUACAACUACAAAGAUUUACACAUGGUGAAGCUGUGAAUAUGGCAACAGGCUCCACUUCUUCUGCACGUCCCAAGGAAGAUCAAGAUUGAGAAACUUGAAAUUAUGGCUAAAAGAAAAUACCACUAGAAAAGGAGUAUACCUCGUGUAACACCCUUAUUAUUUUUUGGAUGCUAAUUUCUUGUUCACUAUUUCUAGUAUAGUAUAGUAUAAUAUGUGCAUUAAUCUAAAAUUUAAAAUUUUCCUUCAACCUUCA
Nicotiana tabacum (common tobacco) is the source of this 4265-nucleotide messenger RNA. Its product is annotated as ABC transporter B family member 1. NCBI's taxonomy places the organism in Eukaryota, Viridiplantae, Streptophyta, Magnoliopsida, Solanales, Solanaceae. The record is from RefSeq and is a predicted model, not a curated record. Gene Ontology annotation, biological process: oligopeptide export from mitochondrion. Gene Ontology annotation, cellular component: mitochondrial inner membrane. Gene Ontology annotation, molecular function: ABC-type oligopeptide transporter activity; ATP binding; ATP hydrolysis activity.